CUUUUUUUUUUUUUUUUUUUUUUUUUUUUUGUAUCCCGAGUUAACAAAACGUGUUGUGCACAGAAGAAAGCGAUGGUGAAAAGAGAGAAUUCAGUAAAUAUACGUGUAUUCCAGUGGGGGAAGCUAUGGAUUAUGUCUUCAUGAAAAAAAAAAGGAAUACAAUCAAGAUUUAUCACGUUUUCAUAGUGUGAACACGAACAAGCCGAAAAAGAAGCAUCUACAGCAUACAGAUAUGGCCCAGGAGACAAACCAGAGCCCAGUGUUGUGCGCUAUGGGCUGCGGCUUUUAUGGGAAUCCUAGGACAAGUGGGAUGUGCUCGGUAUGCUACAAGGAGCACCUGCAGAGGCAGCAAAGCAGUGGCAGAAUGAGCCCAAUGGGUACUAGCAGUGUUUCCAAUAGUCCUACCUCGGAAGCUUCUGCUAUCCAGAGAAUAGAAGCUAGUUUGAUUAACUCGGAAGCCACUUCUGCCAGCAUGGCUGACACAACAAGAGGUAUGCCAGCAGCUUCCUUGCCUGUAACGCAACAAAUGACAGAAAUGAGCAUUUCCAGGGAGGAAAAAGUCACGACGCCAAAAGCUGAGGCAGCAGAACCAGUUGUAACUCAGCCUACUGCAUCAGCUUCCCACCCCAGUGCACCAGGAAGUGAUGAAGCAAAAGCCCCAGAACUGCCCAAAACAAGGAAGAACAGGUGUUUCAUGUGUAGAAAGAAGGUUGGCCUAACAGGUUUCGGUUGUCGCUGUGGAAAUUUGUUCUGUGGACUUCACCGUUACUCUGACCAGCACAACUGUCCAUAUGAUUACAAAGCAGAAGCCGCAGAAAAGAUCAGGAAAGAAAACCCUGUUGUUGUAGCUGACAAGAUCCAGAGAAUAUAAGGUGUAAAACCUUGUGCUAAACAGUGUGGAUAAAGGACUUUCUUUCUUUUUUUAUGAUUCCGAUCUUGAAAAUCCUAUACAGAGCAGAUGCAUGAUUGUUUGUUUUAGUUUUUUUUUUUUUACUUUUAAAUGUUCUUUUGUUUUUUUGUUUGUGGUGUAUAUUUAUCUUACUGGAUUUAAAAAACAAAACAAAAAAAAACACAACCUGCAGCCCCGGGCAUCGUUUCAGGAGAUCUACAUUUUUUUGUGCCCUCAAACUCAACUAGCUCUCCUCUUGCCUUCAUCGUGCCAAAAGUGGGAUUGGAUAUUCAUCAUAUUCAUAUUCACGGUUUUGCUUCUUUUUGCAAAGCUAUGAAAAUGUUUUUGCUGUUUGAUUGGAUAGCUGUCUAAAUACCAACUUUAUUACUGCUAGUUACAGAGACAGACCUGAGAGAUACAAUGCAUGUUCUAUUCAUCGUUUUACAAUUAUGUUCUGACAAAGGAAAAGCAAAUCUAAACACACAUAAUCCAUCUUUGAUGUCCUUGGCAUCAUUAAUGACAUAUUCAACCAAGCAACAUUUUUAAUGUCACUCUGUUGCUUUCUGAGUUGUCUAACUGUAGCUGAACAAGUAGUUAAACAUACCUUAGUUUAUGUUGUGCCAUAUGUCAUCACUGGUCAAUUUGAAGCGCUACUACCGCUGACCGUGUACAAUAAAAUGAGUAGGCUAGUGACUAUAUAAGAUUGCUACAUAUAACUUAUUGUAGUUUAUUAAUUUUGCGAUGGAUAUUUGAUACCUGAAAGAAUGCCCAGUAGUCUGUCUUUUACUUAGGUUUGGGAGUUGGGUAUUAUUGGGUGUAUUGCAUGGGUUGCAUAGCUACAACAGUGUAAAAUAUCUGACGUGUAGAAAUGGCAAUAUACUUCACUAAUGCGUGUUAAAUAUUUUCAUAUUUGUUUAACAUUAUUUUAUUUAAAUUUUUGUGAUGUCCAGAGGUUGUGCUGAUACGUGUCUAAUGUUUAUGUGUGUAUAAUGGGUAUGUGAGAUGCACUGUCUCUCACUCACUCACGCACACACACAUUUAUUUGUAUACAGUGGGUACAAUGACAGUAGCUAAAGACCAUUUUCUUUGGUUUUCCUUACUCUGGGGUGUCCGUUAAGAUUAAUAACCAAGGUUUUUAAAAACGUGUUCUCACUUCAUUAGCAUAAUGUUUUCAUUAGACCCAUCUUGUUGUUCAUGGUACUUUGACCAGGAUGAAGUUCAUUAGGCUCAACACCAAACGAUUAAUUUCCUGAAUUCCCAGUAAUAUGAACUCCCUGUUCCUGUGUAUUUUUUCGUGUGCCGCAAGAGUCGCUUGCGGCACACAAAUUGUUGUAGGAUCCUAUUGCACGUAACAAAGCAAGGGAACUUUUUAGUGUUUUGACAGGGUUAAUGCGCAAGGAGGCAGGAAGAAAUAACAGGUGAAAAUGAAGUCUUGACAUUUUUUAUUUUUUGAAUAGAGAGAAACUGCAAAAUUCGUGUUGCUAAUGACAGGAUAAUAUGUAUUUUAAGCCUUGGUUAUUACACAUUUAAAUUCCCUGAGUGUACUCUGAAUAAAAUGUUUACAAAGCUUCAGCAACACUAGAAGUGGACAUUUUAAAAUGAAUACCAUUCUAAAGAAUUGUAUUAGUUGUAGAGGUUUAUUUUAUUUUAAUUCUUCGUUUUUCAGAGUCCACUUUAGAUGUCUGAUGGGGCAUGUACCUUUCCUUGUCAAAACCCAGCUGGUUGCAAUAUGAAAGUCUUGGAUUUGACCCCUGUAUACAUGUAUACCUAUAUAGUUCAAAUUAUCAAUGUGGUAACAUAUUCUUGUCGAAUUUAUAUAUAUAUAUAUAUAUAUAUAUAUAUAUAUAUAUAUAUAUAUAUAUAUAUAUAUAUAUAUAUAUACAUAAAUAUAAUAUAAAUUUGGCUGCCUGGCAUCUGUUUGUUUCUAAUAUAGGAAUGUGAGAUUUUGCUUUUAAUAUUUUGUUUUUAUUUUCACUUUUAGUCAUGCAAAUUUGUAAAAAGUGUGUUCCUAUUUAUGUAUUACAUAUAAUCUUGCUAUCCGGCAUUAAUGCUAAAAUGUAUUAUGUAAAUAAAAUGUACAGUGAGAUGUUA
Molecule: messenger RNA, 2980 nt
Organism: Polyodon spathula (Mississippi paddlefish)
Lineage: Eukaryota; Metazoa; Chordata; Actinopteri; Acipenseriformes; Polyodontidae
Product: AN1-type zinc finger protein 5-like
Exons: 6
Coding region: 233-871 (212 amino acids)
Molecular function (GO): DNA binding; zinc ion binding
Source: RefSeq, a predicted model, not a curated record